Messenger RNA from Dendrobium catenatum, 1133 nucleotides. Its product is annotated as truncated transcription factor CAULIFLOWER A-like. Gene Ontology annotation, cellular component: nucleus. The transcript is spliced from 8 exons. NCBI's taxonomy places the organism in Eukaryota, Viridiplantae, Streptophyta, Magnoliopsida, Asparagales, Orchidaceae. The record is from RefSeq and is a predicted model, not a curated record. Bases 139 to 825 code for a protein of 228 amino acids. Gene Ontology annotation, biological process: positive regulation of transcription by RNA polymerase II. Gene Ontology annotation, molecular function: RNA polymerase II cis-regulatory region sequence-specific DNA binding; DNA-binding transcription factor activity, RNA polymerase II-specific; protein dimerization activity.
GUCGCAGCCUCGCGAACCCCUCCGUCACCCCCAUUUUUAGCAUUCCUCCUCUCUCUCUCUUUCCUGUCUCUUCUUUUUCGUCUCCCAGCAGUCUUUCUGAAGUUCUGUUAGGGUUGGGUUUUGGAGAGGGCGGAGGAGAUGGGAAGGGGAAGGGUACAACUGAAGCGGAUCGAGAAUAAGAUAAAUCGUCAGGUGACGUUUUCGAAGAGGCGGUCAGGGUUGCUUAAGAAGGCACACGAGAUAUCGGUUCUCUGCGAUGCUGAGUUAGCCCUCAUCAUCUUCUCCAGCAGGGGAAAGCUCUACGAGUACUCCACGGACAACUGCAUUGAGAGGAUUAUUGAGCGUUACGAGAGAUACAGCUAUGCUGAAAAAGCUCAUUUGAUGAAUGAUUCCGAGCCCCAGGAUGACUUGUGUCAAGAUUAUGGAUAUCUUAAGGGUAAAGUUGAUGCCUUACAGAGAAGCCGAAGCCAUCUCAUGGGUGAGAAGCUUGACAAUUUAAGCAUAAAAGAGCUUCAACAACUGGAGCAUCAACUGGAAACUGCUUUGAAACAUAUAAGGUCCCAAACGAAUCAACAACUACUUCAUUCCAUAGAUGUGCUUCAAAGAAAGGAAAAGUCACUGCUGGAGCAAAAGAUUGUUCUUGAGAAAAAGGUCAUUGAGAGUGAGAAUUCCAUAAAGAUGUUGCAACAAAUGCAAGCGAGUGAGCUUAGCCAUGCCGAAGCCAGCCACUCAUCGCCACCAACUUUGGAGGCAACAAACUCCCUUCCCACCAUGAACAUUGGGACAGUGGACAUACGUGGCCUGCAGUGUUGUUGGCCAAGAUGAGCCACUUUUGUUCGGAUGAAAAUUGUCCGCCUGCCUCUGUGGAAGAUUUUUGCCUUCAAAUAAACAUAAUAUAACCCAUACUUUGUUUGGUGUAUGGGGCCUAAAAUAAGGGCUCGAGUACAAAGACAUGUUAUAUUGUGCUAAUUGCUCGUGUAAAUGUUCUGAUGCAUGUUCACGAAUAAAAUGGCAAGCUCUUUGCCUCUCGUGGGUAUUUAAAACCCAAGAGAUCUUUAGGAGUUCUUAUAGUUUCUUAAUUUAGGACUUUUAAUUUUUAUAGAAUAAAAUUAGAUUAUUUAUUUUGAUUUUUC